AUGUCCUUUCACUCCACGGGACGCGGAACUCCUCACAUCCGACUCAAUUCAGGACGUCAAGACCCGUUCGGCGACUCCGAUGAUCCCUAUGCAUCGGUGCCACACCCGCACAUUGGACGGGCACUGACGCCGGGGAUGGUACAGUCUCCCUCCGAGGGCACGUUGCAAACGACGAUGUGGGGGUCGCCGACACCGCAGGAGUCGACCGAGUUCCUGAUCCCGCCGCGGCCCUACCGCGGCCACCAGGAGGAGAUGGACAGCAUGCGGUCGACGGAGCUGUCGACGCGGUCGUCGCGGCGCACGAGUUGGAGCUCCGAGGGUGCCAGCGCGGACACCCGCGGGUAUGUGUAUACCCCCUUCGAAGAUCUACGGUCCCCGUCACGCGCCGGAAGCGAUGAGGUGGAUGUGAACACGCAGACGGUGUCGGAGAAGUACAACAUCAUGCCCAUGGAGGGACUGCUGUUGUUCCCCGAGGAUGUCGAAAAGGAUGACUACCUGCACGAACCCAACCCGAACGACGAUCAAGAGUGCGACAUAUGGAACAGGCGCGGGAUUGCAAAUGUUGGGGGGUUGAUCCUGAUCACUAUAGGCUUCUUGGUGUUGUUUAUCGGCUACCCUGUCAUGUCGGCGGUAGAGAGCUUCAGAAAACCGUCCAGACCAUCAUGUCAUGAAACUGAUCCCCUGUGUCUCGAGGUCGGCCAGCAGCCGAUGCUGGCCAAUAUUCGGACCGGCUUGAUAGACCCGGAAACCCCAAAGUCAGCCAUGAGCAAGACCACGGCGGAUGGCAAGGAAUGGCAGUUAGUGUUUUCGGAUGAAUUCAACACUCCGGGCCGAACAUUCUACGACGACGAUGAUGCCUACUUUCAAGCAGUUGACCUGUGGUAUGGUGUCACGCAGGACUUGGAGUGGUAUGACCCGGAUGCAGUCACGACGAGAGAUGGAAACCUUGAGAUUCGGUUUGAUGCCUUCGCUAACCACAACGUCUCAUAUCGGUCUGGCAUGAUGCAAAGCUGGAACAAGUUGUGCUUCUCCGGUGGUCGUUUAGAGGCGAGUAUCUCACUUCCCGGCUCCGGUGAUGUAUCCGGUUUCUGGCCCGGCUUUUGGGCCAUGGGGAACCUAGGUCGACCUGGUUAUGCUGCCACAACUGAAGGCAUGUGGCCGUACAGCUACCACGACGAAUGCGACGCCGGCAUCACCCCUAACCAAAGCUCGCCGGACGGUAUCAACUUCCUGCCGGGGAUGCGUCUCCCCGCAUGCACGUGCGCUGGCGCGGAUCAUCCUUCCCCAGGGAAAUCGCGUGGCGCACCUGAGAUUGACGUGCUCGAAGCCAAUGUCAUUGCCUUGAAUGGUGAUCAAAAUGCAUAUAUCGGCUCCGUGUCUCAGAGUCUGCAGAUGGCGCCGUUCGAUAUUUGGUAUAUGCCUGAUUAUGAUUUCACCGCUGUCUAUGAUCCAACGAUCACGCAGAUCAACUCUUACCGCGGAGGCCCGUAUCAGCAGGCUAUGUCGGGCCUCACCAACCUCAACAACGACUGGUACAAUGGCUCCGAAUACCAGGUCUACGCCUUUGAAUACACCCCUGGUGCUACAGGCGACAUCACCUGGUUUGUUGGGCAGGACAAGACAUGGACUCUGGACGGUCGCGCCAUUGGACCCAAUGGCAACGUCGGGCAAAGACUGGUCCCCGUGGAGCCGUUGUCGAUCGUCAUGAACUUGGGCAUGGCCUGGAACUUUGCCCCAAUCGACGAGAGCAUCAAGAGCUACUUGCCCGGCUACUUGCGAUUCGACUAUAUUCGGAUUUACCAGGACCCCGAGCACACCAGCGUCACCUGUGAUCCUCCCGGCUACGAGACCACAGACUACAUUGCCAGACACCCGGAAGCUUACCGCAAUGUAAACAAAACCACUUGGGACGGCGCCGGUUAUGAAUGGCCCAAAAAUACCUUGAUGCAUGGAUGUUAG
Messenger RNA from Aspergillus japonicus CBS 114.51, 1959 nucleotides. RefSeq names its product SKN1/KRE6 family beta-glucan synthesis-associated protein. Gene Ontology annotation, molecular function: glucosidase activity. Gene Ontology annotation, cellular component: endoplasmic reticulum membrane; plasma membrane. Gene Ontology annotation, biological process: fungal-type cell wall organization; (1->6)-beta-D-glucan biosynthetic process. The transcript is spliced from 6 exons. The record is from RefSeq and is a predicted model, not a curated record. NCBI's taxonomy places the organism in Eukaryota, Fungi, Ascomycota, Eurotiomycetes, Eurotiales, Aspergillaceae. Bases 1 to 1959 code for a protein of 652 amino acids.